Molecule: messenger RNA, 1774 nt
Organism: Rubroshorea leprosula
Lineage: Eukaryota; Viridiplantae; Streptophyta; Magnoliopsida; Malvales; Dipterocarpaceae
Source: the annotation of a GenBank genome assembly
GCUUGAAGGAGCUACCACAAAAGCAUCUUCCAAGUCCUCCCUCUUCGCCUUUCUCUUCAAAUCCAAACACUGGACCCCAUCUCCCCUGCUCCCAGCCACCGGAAAAGAAUGGUCGUACCCAACGCCACCAUUAAGUUCCUCUGUAGUUACGGCGGUAAAAUCCUUCCCCGUUAUCCCGACGGCAAGCUCCGUUACCAGGGCGGCGAAACUCGUGUCCUCGCUGUCGAUCGCUCCAUUUCCUUUUCGGGUCAGUACUCUGUAUUUUCCUCCUCUUUUUUUUAUUUUUUAAUUUAAAUCUCGUCCUGUCUACCUGUUCUGCGUUUUGAAUUCGCUUAAAUCAAAGCGAUAAUCAUUAGAUAUUUAGAUAUCUGUUUGGUUGAAAAUUUGAAUUUUAUUUUGAAAAAAAAAAGGAAGAAAGUGCUGGUUAUUUUCCAGUGCUUGAUUGAUUGUUGAUGUGGAGUGAAAUUAUGGUGUGGUACAGAGCUCUCGUUGAAGCUCGGAGAGAUGUGUGGUACGGCGGUGUGUUUACGGUGCCAGUUACCGGCUGAGGAUCUGGACGCUCUGGUGUCGAUCACCUCCGAUGAGGAUCUAGCCAAUCUCAUCGAGGAAUACGAUCGUGUAGCAUCACCACCGUCCUCUUUAAAGAUCAGAGCCUUCCUUUCGCCGCCAAAAUCUACCAAAAAAUCCAUUUCUCCUCCUCCAUCAUCAGCUUCGUCCUCAAAGUCUACAUGCCCUACUCCUAGACAGCCCUACAUCCGCCCGCUCUCAGCUCCGGUGGCUUUCCCACUCUGUAUGGAGAAAUCGUCGGGAAAGGCUCCUCACUAUGGAUAUCACGCGCAUCACGGAAGUCCGAGCCAUAUCUACCUCAUUCACAACGGAAACCACUGGCAAUAACAACCGGAAGCUGGAGAUCGGUGCUCAGUCUACUUUGAAUUUCAGAAAGAGUAAAGAAUACUGCAAGGAGAAGAAGGGACUAAAAAUUAAAUAAUAAAAAAAUUAAGUGAUAUGAUUAUGAUGUAACUGUAAAUCGUGAAGAAGAAGAAGAAGAUAUGCUUUUGAUGCGUGGACAUUAAAUGAAUUAUGAACACACCAAUAUCAUUCUGGAUCUCCCAAAAACCAUUUUUGUGAUGGUGAGUUUGUUCAUCCUUCUGCUUUGGAUGUUUGUGAUUCAGUCCUGCCAUUCACAGCAACCUUCAUUUUUCCACUUUUCCCCUCCAUUUCUCAGUUCAGCACCGUUUGCCCUUUAACCGUAAAAUCUGUUUUUGUUUUUGUUUGUUUGUUUGUGUUUUUUUUUUUUUUUUUUUUUUUUAACAAUUGCGUGUAACGUUUCUGAAUAUGAAGCUUAUCCUUUUUAGUCUACCUUUAGGUCUAAUCGUUGGUUUGCACGCAUGUAGUCUGUCUGUUUGUGUUGCGAGUGGGUUAUUAGUUAUCCUCACCGUAUGCUUUACGUUUUUUCCUUCUUUCUACAUGCGUUUUUUUCCCUUUUUCUUUUUCCAUUUUGUUCUGAUUUGGCUUCUUGUGUUUUUUAGUACAGUUUUGUCAUUGAUUUUCUCGUAAUUAUGAUUUUUAUGGUUUUCAGAUCUGUAUUUCUGCAGGUUUAAUGAAGAUCUUGUGUUGAUGAAGAUCAAUGGGUUGAACUUUUAAGUUCAAGGACCUGAAAUGGUAAGUUCAUAUUGAAUUUUGUUCUGAAUUAUUGUUUUCAGGAGUUGGGUUGUUCUUGUUUUACUGAUUUGGUGAUCUUAUGGUCGCUUUUCUAUAAAAUUGAAUAGAAAUU